Molecule: messenger RNA, 4780 nt
Organism: Dicentrarchus labrax (European seabass)
Lineage: Eukaryota; Metazoa; Chordata; Actinopteri; Moronidae
Gene: sptssb
Product: serine palmitoyltransferase, small subunit B
Exons: 2
Coding region: 480-722 (80 amino acids)
Biological process (GO): ceramide biosynthetic process; endoplasmic reticulum organization
Cellular component (GO): serine palmitoyltransferase complex
Molecular function (GO): serine C-palmitoyltransferase activity
Source: RefSeq, a predicted model, not a curated record
CGGGCUGCAGCAGCAUGGAGGUGGGACGGGUGCGCAGAGGAAGGAUGCGACACGGGCUGAAGAAAGUUUAAAGAUGCUGCACAAAGCAUCGGACUUAACGUGGCUGAAUUAGACCUUCAACCGAGAGAAAGACUCCUCCUGUGUCUCCGAUGCGAGGACUGGUUUCUUUUCUUUUUUGGGUCUGCGUAAACGCGCACACACCGGCCUGUGCGUUACAGUGCUCGGUCUCUGCACCUGCAUGAUCUGUGAGCCAGGUGAGCCGUGAGCGUAAGCACGAGCAGUGUGGGUGUGGUGUCAUUCUCAUAGUCUGUAUGACCUACUACAUAUAGGCCAGUGGCAAAGUAGUGAGGCAGCUUUUCGUUUACACAAAGCAGCGGAGCGGCAGCGGGACGCGGGCUGUUGUCUGUAGCUCGUCCUGUAAUUAUCUCCGUCAGUUGUAGAUAUCCAGGGGAUCUCACGGCGGCUGCUCAGCUUGCAAGAUGAACUUCAAGAACUUUACGGAGUACCUGGCCUGGCUGUACUACCAGUACCUGCUCAUCACUGGCAUCUAUGUCCUGGAGCCCUGGGAAAAGUCCAUCUUCAACUCCAUCCUCUUCUCCGCCAUUGCCAUGGUGAUCUACACCUCAUAUGUCUUUGUGCCCAUCCACGUGCGCCUUGCACUGGAGUUUUUCUCUGGGAUCUUUGGUGGCCAGCCUGAGAGCACCAUGGCACUCAUGAACUAAAAGAUGGGGAGAAUAUGGGGGGGGGGAGGCAAAGACUGUGUGGAUUAGCAUGCGUCCCAAAAUCAUUUCCUAUAACUCAGCUCCUUCUCAGCUCCUGGAGUACCUCUUUACACCAUCCCGAACCACAGAGGUCAGUCACAUCAGCUAAUCAAGACUAUGAUAUGAAAUAUGAAGAUCUUAAUGAAAUGAUCUGGAAAUCAGAGCCUUACUAUCUUCUUUACAUCCCAAAUCCUCUGGCCUUACCCCAUGGUAUUAGACACACGACUGUACAUUACUUUCACACCCUAGCUGUGAAACGUCGUGUGAAAUGUUGUUUGUCCUGUUUGUUAUUUGUUGUAUUUUUCCUCCAUGUCCUGUGUGAGUGCAUACCACCUACGGGUUUUGCAUGAUAGGGUCAUAUGUGGGUUGUACAUUUGCAUGCUCAUCUCACUACAAAAUACAGCUAGACUCUUUUUUUUUAAUCAUGACUUUUAUGCAUCUGUCUUCAAAGGGGCAAUACAGUGAUUUUAGUCUGUCACUUCCAUAAAAUUUAAGGACUUCUUAUAGACUAUUAAAAACAGAGUGGUCAUAAUCAAAGCAGCAGAGGCUGAGUUAUCUGGACUUUUAGUCUCAAAAUCCGAAACCUUAAAACAAUCGAUCCUACAUUUCCCAUAAUAUAAUUUAAUAGGGUCUUUUGGUAGACUCUCCCUUGUUAACACCUAGUUAAUACAAAAUCUUUCAAGCCUCUCUGCUAAAAUUGUGUAGCCCAUGUUGAAACAGCACUGAUGACAUUAUCUGGGUUAUUUCUCAGACUUUGACUGUUUCCAAAAUCUGUAUUUACUAUAUAGUACACUAUAUUUACACCCUGCUAUGUUUUAUAGUGCCCUCAAAAGUUACAAUAAAAAAGGAAAAGGAACUUCCUGCAAAUAAUCCCAUAAUGCAAAUCAUCACAUUUUAUGGAUGUGAAAAUUAGAGUUGUGUCUCACUCUACAGCUGUCAGUGAUGAUGCAAAAUUAUUUGUGAAUGUCUCUCUAAGCUUACUACAGAGUAAACUAUUGAGUAUUUACUAUAGUAGUAGUGAAUGAAUGAACGAGGCAGUGAUUUAAAGCUGCCUUCACAGCCACAGAAGACAUUUUACAACUCACAGGCUGGAGUUUGACUCUCUGUGACGAGUAAACUAAACUUCAAAAUCAGUAGACUGCUCCUUUAUGUAUGUGUGUGUCCGUGUUUAACUGCUGCAUCUGAAAUGCCACGUUAUCAAUGAGAUUGAAUUGCUCUCUGGUAAAAGGGGAGUUGGUACUCACCCUAACAUUUCUGACAUGCAGUUAUUGUUAUUGGUUGAUCUAUCGUUUUGUAUCAGAACCACUAUCACCUUCUUUUGUUCCCUUUAUGCACUGUAAUGCUAACUGGCAGGGUACAUUGCACAUUUCAAGUCACUGUGUAGCUUAUCUAGAAAGAAAGAGUUGAUAGAAAAGCCCAGAUGAAUCUAAAAGUGUCCAUUGAGGGACCUGUUACACAGUUGAGUAAUGUUUGUCCCAGGGCUACACAUUUACUAAUUUACUGGUCAAAGCGAAUAACAGAACAAAAUAACGGAAAAAUGUGUGCCGAGCCCUCUCUUUAUCUCCUGUUUUUUAACUGGUUGGUAUGUCAGGAAGGUGUGCUCAGCACUGAACAUGAGCAAAUAUUGAUACAACACACCUUUGUGUUUUAGGCUUGGCUCUGUUAAUGACAUAGCGUUACUUAAUCAGCAGCCUCUGAACUAAAAGCUGAACUGUUUGCUGUCAAAAUGUAAAGACACUGCAGACAAAUUGGCCUGAAUGAAAAGCAAAGCCUGACUGGCAGACCGAAAACACAGUCUUCCUCACCUAUAGUUGAUCUAUAGAGAAUGAGUCGUAUAGUGUAUCAGGUAGUUGUGAUGAGCAUUGCAUUGAGUUGUGUGCUUAAGAUCAUCUUUGAUUAUUUGCGCUUUGGGUCAAGGGUUCGCUGAUUACAGUCUAAUCAUGAUCUCUAAGUUAACUUUAUUUAUAUGGAGUUAUAUAUUUAUAUACUAUACACUGGUAAAUGCUUGGCUGGUUACAAUGUCAGUUACCAAACCUCUUUGAUUAUUUAUAUCUGUGUUCUCUUGUGGCCAUAAGUAACACAUAAUUGUCCUUUGUUUCUCCACCGGAAAAUGCUUUUAUAUUGUUCCCAGUUUGGGUCAUUUCAUUUAAGUUUUGUUAAACAUUUCCUUUUCCAAGAAUGAGCUCUCUGAGAAGCUUUUUUCACUGUUUCACCAAAUUUAAUGUUAUAUUUAUACAUGAUAGCAACACAUCACUGCACUAUUCAGAAAAUAAAGGCAUGUGAAGAUAUUUGGACAACUGUUCUCUUUCUCAUCCUAGUUUGCUUUUUGAUAUGAAUGUCUGUGUAUUCAUGCAGCAUAUCAAGUCUAUUAUGCCCUCAGUCAAGCAGACUUUGAAAUGGAAGAACAAGCAAAACAAAGGCUCAUGGGAAGCACAUACCUGACACAAUUGACUGUACCACAUAAAGUGAAAUCAAACAAUAAGAGGCUGAGCCACCAAACCAGUUCUCCCCAGUCAGUGCAGGAAUGAAUACCCAACGGCUUUGCUUUCCCCACUGCAGAUACUAGGUAGCCUGUCCAUGCCAACAAAGCUCUGUUUACCUGAAGUCUACCAUGUCCACACUCUUUGUCAGAACACACACAAUUCAAAUCAAUGUAAUGGACCAUAAGCAAAAACAGUUUAAGAAAGUUGCUGGUACAGUUGUGUAAAGUUAAUUUGUACUCCACAUGCAAAUUUCCUGCAAUAUUAUCAACAUGGAUGUUGGAUGAGGGAGCAGGAAAUUAUUUUGGUUAUCAGUAUAGCUGCAGAAGAGGGACUGGCCAGGUAACUAUGUUUACGCAUUGUAACUGGACGCCUCCAUCUUGUUGUUCAUCUUGUUGUUUUUUUUCGUCCAGGAACACAAUAGUUGCAAAACCCUCACUUCUCAACAUGCACACCCAAGCUCAUCCCAGAAUACUACUGAACUCUCCUCCCCUCGCCUCUUGUCUCCUCUCCUCUCCUUUACCUCACUUUCCCUCCUUUCCACUCAUAAAAAAGCGUCAUACUUAUGACAUCCUACGUAGUAACGUUUUGUCUGCCUCAAGGUCUGUCUUCUGUUUACACUUAACAUGAUCAUUUGUAUCCCAUGAAGGAAGAGGCCAGAGGUUAUCUCCAUAAUGACAAGGUGUAAACAAAGCUAUCUGCAAAUUUAAACGCUCUCAAAACACGCUCUCAAGCGGUGGUGUAUUGUUUCUGUUGUGUCUACAUGUGACGGUUUCUCACAAAUAAAACUUGGGGGGAGGGGGGCUCCUAGCAACUGUUGAGUUUACAGACAGAGAGGUACGUGACAUCGGGAAAAACACACACGUUUACACGCCAACACUGCCACCACAGCUGGUUUCAGUUUACAAGGAAACCCCAGAAAGUGUUCAAAUAUUAAUAUCAUUGCCAACAUUUGAUAACUUCUUCCACUUUGGUCUCUAUCCCAACACACACACACACACACACACACACACACACACACACAAACACACAGUUCUACGAUUAACAGCCUUUGGAAACAAGUGCUAUUGUUGAGCUCUGCCCUCGUACAGGUGUGUGUGCCAUUACAAUGAAUGUCUCCAUGGUAAUAACCUAAGACUACUGUUUAGCCACAAUCUAUGGCACACAUUUGGACACACACACACACACACACACACACACACACACACACACACACACACACACACACACACACACAAACACACAGAGUACAGAUACAAGUAAAAUGGUAUCACAGCUUGCACAUGAUCUUUGAAUUAACUUUGUGAUGAUUUACUGACAUUCACUGAUUAACACACGGCUGGUUACUUUUGUAUUUAUUACACAUAAUGUUCUCUCCUGGGCACUAGCAAAACAGAAUAUGCUUAUUUUUUAUAACAGAUUUUUCCCUUACUAAAAUUAAUAUUAUGUACUUUUAUGUACAAUUAUGUACUGUACUGCACCAUAUAACAACAAAUAUGUAACUGCAUUGUUCAGAAAAUACAGCAUUUAAAAAGUUAA